AAAACUUUUUUGUAUCGAAGGAAUCAACAGCCGCCAUCUUGUCGUGGCUAGGAAUUGGGAAUUCGGUCGGACAGUAUUAAAAAAAUAUUGCAAUAAACAUCCUUAUCGGGCUAUGACAAUAGCCCUCUCCCGAAAACGUUAUUUGACCAUCGUCUCGGAUAUAUGUUUUUUUCGACAAACGAAAAUAGGAGCGGUCGGGUCGGACUGAGAAGCCCGUAUAUCUGAUUUCCCCUUCUGAGUGCGGCGCUUUACCUCCUCUCCGUGCCGAGCAGCAUUGUUUACCGCGAAGACGCAGAUAGCAGACGGGGACUUUAGGACUAUUUUUUUUAUUUAUAAUAUAUUAUUUGAAUGCAUUAUUGCAUUUGAUUUGGUCUCGCACCAUUUUUUUUGCAUGCAGGAAUUUGACGUCACACAAAAUGGGCUCUUUGAAGAUCUAAAAACAACGAGUCGCAGCGCAACCACCACCUAUGUUAACUUGCAUACCUGUGUGAAAAGUUUGCGCUCGGUUCUUUUCAUGGCACACACUGUGUUUCGGGGUAUUUAAGGGCAAUUAUGUGGGUGUUGGGAGUUGGAUUAUCAUGGGGUGAAUGGCGGUGGCGAAGCGGGGCGCUAUUGCAUCUCUUUUGAAGACGCUAGAUUCACCGCAAGGAGAGCUAACGCUAACUUCGCUAGUAGCAGGCAAUUAGCUAGCUAUUAGCUGGUUGGCUAGUGCUAGCACGCUAACGGCUUGCUAAUGUGCUAACCAAGAAGGUGCAAGGGGGGGUCGAAAGAACCAACUUUUCCUGUCGUUAAGACCACUUGACACUCAUAGCAGCCCAAAAGAGAUCGCGACCAUGGCGGAGAACCUGCUGGACGUCGGACCACCCCACUCCAAGAGACCCAAGCUGAGUUCACCUGCGCUCCUAGCGUCGGAUGGACCAGUAGAUUUGGGUUCUUUGUCCUGGGAUGAUCUCGAGAACGACCUUCCAGACGAGUUGAUCCCUAACGGAGGAGACCCAGGCCCGAUGGGGGUCCUCCUCCCCAACGGAGGUACUGGUGGAGCCACAGCCUCCAUCGUCCCCGACGCCGCGGCAAAACACAAACAACUUUCUGAGCUCCUUCGUGCCGGGAGCUCCUCCGGCCUCACGGCUGCAGGGCUGAACUCACCCGGGCCCCAGCCCGGAGGAAUUGGAGUACAACGGACUACUACCCUGGGAAAGAACCCAUUGGGCCAGGGCUCCCAGAACACCCAUUCGUCUCCCCAGGCCCAGAAGGCAGGCACGCCAACGGGAGUAGCGGGCCAAAACAAUGGCGGCAACAACACAGGGACCAUUGGCCUGAACUCAUCCGGUUUCAACCAGGCCAUGAUGAACAAUAACCAAGGCCACGCAGGACUCCUGGCCCAGGGAGGGCAAGCCCAGCCCGGACAGGUGAUGAAUGGAGGCCUGGUGGCUGGAGCCGGCCGUGGCCGGGGCGCUGGAGUAGCAGGCAUGCAGUUUCAGGGACAGACCAUGGGGGGAUCACCGGGUUCCGCUGCAGCGGCCAGCGUCUCCGCGUUGGCAGAGACCCUUUCCCAGGGAGGACAGCAAAUGGGAACUCAGGCCAACCUAAAUGCAUCCCAACAGGCGGGCAAUAGGAACAAGCUCCAGCAACAACCCCAGCAGCAGGCGGCCAUGUUGGCCCUGGGAGGCGGUACGAGUGGCGUGCCGGCGCCCGCGGCCGUCCCUACAGCUGACCCGGAGAAGCGCAAGCUGAUCCAGCAGCAGCUGGUCCUGCUGCUCCACGCACACAAGUGCCAGCGUCGAGAGCAGGCCAACGGGGAGGUGAGGGCCUGUGCCCUCCCGCACUGUCGCACCAUGAAGAACGUGCUGAACCACAUGACCCACUGCCAGGCCGGCAAGUCCUGCCAGGUGGCUCACUGUGCGUCGUCCAGACAGAUCAUCUCUCACUGGAAGAACUGCACACGGCACGACUGUCCUGUGUGUCUUCCGCUCAAGAACGCCAGUGACAAACGCACCCAGCAGCCCAUGCUGAGCUCUCCCAACACAGGUCUUCCCAAUCCCAUGUCGUCAGUUGGUGCCGGCCAGACCAGCACCCCUACCAUCAACACCUCAACCCCCAUAGACCCUAGCUCCAUGCAGAGGGCCUAUGCGGCCUUGGGGCUGCCCUACAGCAGCCAGACACCAGGGCAAACCCAGGCUCAAGGGGCCGGGCAGACGUCGGGAGCAACCAACGCACACACCCAGCAAACACUGCCGCAGCAGUUGAGACCCAUCAAUGCAAUUGGAAACCAGAUGGCCCCCGGAGGCACGGGGAUCGGCGGGCCCACGUCCAAACCGAGCAACCUCCACGCCGACCCCUCCCUCCCCAACGCAUUCAACACUAACAAUCAGCUGCUCUCGGACGGCUCUUCUGUGGCCUCUAAGGGGAACUUACCCACGGCAGCUCCCCUCUCCGCCACCGGCACCAGGAAAACGUGGCAUGAACACGUGACGCAGGACCUCCGCAAUCACCUGGUUCACAAGCUAGUACAAGCCAUAUUCCCCACUCCGGACCCGGCAGCCCUGAAGGACAGGCGAAUGGAGAACCUGGUGGCCUACGCCAAGAAGGUGGAAGGGGACAUGUACGAGUCGGCGAACAGCAGGGACGAGUAUUACCACUUCCUGGCUGAGAAGAUCUACAAAAUCCAGAAGGAACUGGAGGAGAAGAGGCGCUCGCGGCUGCAGAAGCAGAUCAUUAAUCAGGGCCCCCUGACCGCACAGGGGGGCCAGCAGCCUGGCCUUCCCCUGCUCAGUGCCCUGGGCCCCAGGCCACAGAACGGUCCCGUGCCUCUUCCCAACGUGCCAAAUCAGAUCCUGAACCGCAUGCAGGUCCCCCAAGGGAUCAACCAGUUCAACACUAUGGCUCUUCCCAACGUCCCGAUGUCCCAGGCCCCCAUGGGACAGCGGGCCGCGUCCCCCAUGAACCACCCACAGCAGAUCACCAUGAGCUCCGUGCCAGCGAUGGCCAUGUCCCCGUCCCGCAUGCCCCAGGCCCAGGGCAUGAUGGCGGCCCACGUCGGAGGCAGCAUGGUGGGGCAGACGGCGGGCCAGGGACCCUUCCUGGCCCAGAAGCAGUUCCCCCCCAGCUCCACCACGGGAGCCCUGAAUAUCCCCGGGGGGCCAGGAAUGGUUCUACCCCAGGCCCAGGCAGCGGUCACGCAGCAGCAGCCGCAGCCUCAACAGCCGCAGCAGCCGCAGCCGCAGCCGCCCCAGCAGGGCACUAACCUCCCCAUGAAUGCACUUGGCCCCUCGCUGGGCACACAGCUAGUAGUCCCCUCCCAGAACCCCCCGCACUCCACGCCCCCGCCCGCUGCCACCACCUCCUCCUCCUCCUCCUCCUCCGCCUCCCUGGCCGCGGUGGCCGCUAACAUGCCACACCCCCGGUCUUCCAGCCGCAGCUCCACCCCCACCCCGACCCCCACCCUCCCCGGCCCCGCCCCCACUCAGGGGCUCACCCCGCCCCGCCCCACCCAGUCCCAAACCCAGCCGGAGCCCCCCGCAGCGGCCCAGACGCAGCCCCCCACCACGCCGCUGUCUCAAAGCGCGGCCAGUCUGGAGAACCGGGUUCCCACGCCGGCCUCGGCGGCCAGCGCUGACCUGCACUCUCAGCACGCCGUGGCCGACCUCCCCGUCCAGGAGAACAAGGCGGAGGUCCGCCACGUCAAGCAGGAGUUUGAGCCCGUCUCCAUCAAGAACGAGUCCAAAACCGAGAUGGAGGAGGACUCUGGUUCGAUGCUGGUCAAGAAGGAGAAGCCGGAGGCAAUGGAGGUGGACGAGACAAAGCCGGAGUUGAAGGUGGAGCUUAAAGACGAGGAGGACAGAGGAGCAGCCAACAGCACGACCUCCUCGUCCCCCUCUCAGUCCCGGAGGAAAAUCUUUAAACCAGAGGAGCUGCGGCAGGCUCUGAUGCCCACGCUGGAGUCUCUUUACCGGCAGGACCCCGAGUCGCUACCCUUCAGGCAGCCGGUGGACCCCAUGCAGCUAGGCAUCCCGGACUACUUCGACAUCGUGAAGACCCCCAUCGACCUGUCCACCAUCAAGCGCAAGCUGGACACGGGCCAGUACCAGGAGCCCUGGCGGUACGUGGAGGACGUGUGGCUCAUGUUCAACAACGCCUGGCUGUACAACCGCAAGACGUCCCGCGUCUACAAGUACUGCUCCAAGCUGGCCGAGGUGUUCGAGGCGGACAUAGACCCCGUCAUGCAGGCCCUGGGUUACUGCUGCGGCCGGAAGUACGAGUUUUCCCCUCAAACCCUCUGCUGCUACGGGAAGCAGCUUUGCACCAUCCCCACCGGGGGUACGUACUACAGCUACCAGAACAGGUAUCAUUUCUGUGAAAAGUGCUUCAAUGAGAUCCAAGGAGAGAGUGUGACGUUAGGAGACGAUCCAGCGCAGCCACAGACAAUGAUAUCUAAAGAUCAGUUUGAAAGGAAGAAGAACGACACACUAGACCAGGAACCGUUUGUUGAAUGUAAAGAUUGUGGACGCAAGAUGCACCAAAUUUGCGUCCUACACUACGACGUCAUCUGGCCCUCUGGCUUCAUCUGUGACAACUGUUUAAAGAAGAGCGGUAAAACACGGAAGGACAACAAGUUCUCUGCAAAAAGGCUGCAGACCACGCGACUGGGGAUGUACAUAGAGGACCGUGUGAAUAAGUACUUGAAGAGGCAGAACCACCCGGAGGCCGGAGAGGUGUUUGUGCGAGUUGUGGCCAGCUCCGACAAAACGGUGGAGGUGAAGCCCGGCAUGAAAGCCAGGUUUGUGGACACCGGCGAUAUGCCCGAGUCCUUCCCCUACAGAACCAAAGCACUUUUUGCCUUCGAAGAGAUUGAUGGAACGGAUGUGUGCUUCUUCGGCAUGCACGUGCAGGAGUACGGCUCCGAAUGCGCCUACCCAAACACCAGACGGGUCUACAUAUCGUACCUCGACAGUAUUCACUUCUUCAGACCUCGGCUGCUGCGAACGGCGGUCUACCAUGAAAUUCUCAUCGGCUACCUAGAAUACGUGAAGAAACUUGGCUAUUCCCAGGGGCACAUCUGGGCCUGCCCGCCCAGCGAAGGAGACGACUACAUCUUCCACUGCCAUCCUGCGGACCAGAAGAUCCCCAAGCCCAAGAGGCUUGGGGAUUGGUACAGGAAGAUGCUGGACAAGGCCUUCGCUGAGAGGAUCCUCCACGACUACAAGGACAUCUUCAAGCAGGCCACGGAGGACCGGGUGACCAGCGCCAACGAGCUGCCCUACUUUGAAGGAGACUUCUGGCCCAACGUGCUAGAGGAGAGCAUCAAGGAGCUGGAGCAGGAGGAGGAGGAGCGCAAGAAGGAGGAGAACACGGCUACGUGUGAGACGCCAGAGGGCACACCGAGUGACAGCAAAAACGGCAAGAAGAAAAACAGCAAGAAGACCAAUAAGAACAAGGGGAGCUUGAGCCGCGCAAACAAGAAGAAGCCUGGAAUGCCGAAUGUAGCCAACGACCUGUCCCAGAAGCUCUACGCCUCCCUGGAGAAGCACAAAGAGGUCUUCUUCGUGAUCCACAUGCACUCUGCUCCGAUGGCCAACGCCCUGCCGCCCAUCUCGGACCCGGACCCCCUGUUGACCUGUGACCUGAUGGACGGCCGCGAUGCCUUCCUGACGCUGGCCCGCGACAAGCACUGGGAGUUCAGCUCCCUGAGGCGCUGCAAGUGGAGCUCCAUGUGCAUGCUGGUGGAGCUGCACAACCAGGGCCAGGACCGCUUUGUGUACACCUGCAACGAGUGCAAGCACCACGUGGAGACGCGCUGGCACUGCACUGUCUGCGAGGACUUUGACCUGUGCAUUAACUGCUACGCCGCCAAAGGCCACGAGCAUAAGAUGGUCAAGUGGGGCCUGGGUCUGGACGACGACAGCAACAGCCAGGGGGGCGAGGCCUCCAAGAGCCCCCAGGAGAGCCGGCGUCUGAGCAUCCAGCGCUGCAUCCAGUCGCUGGUGCACGCCUGCCAGUGUCGCAACGCCAACUGCUCCCUGCCGUCCUGCCAGAAGAUGAAGAGGGUGGUGCAGCACACCAAGGUCUGCAAGCGCAAGACCAACGGCGGCUGCCCCGUGUGCAAGCAGCUGAUCGCCCUGUGCUGCUACCACGCCAAGCACUGCCAGGAGAACAAGUGUCCCGUCCCCUUCUGCCUCAACAUCAAGCACAAGCUGCGGCAGCAGCAGCUGCAGCACCGGCUGCAGCAAGCGCAGAUGAUGAGGAGGAGGAUGGCCACCAUGCAGGGCCGGGUCAUGCCUCUUCCGUCCCCACCAGCCUCCAGCACCCCCAGCACUCCCAACCCCCUCCCGCAGCCUAGCACCCCUCAGACGCCCCAGCAACCGCUCUCCAACCUGCCCCAGACCCCCAGUGCCGCGCCCGUCAUGUCCCCUUCUUUCCCCAACGCUCCACGCAAUGGCCAGCCUCCAGCUCCGGUGUCUCAGGGUAAGCCCGGCCCCCAGGCCUCCCCUCAGCACCAGCAGCAAUCCCCUCUCCCACCGCCGGCCGCGCCUCAACCCCAGCCCCCACAGCAGCAGCAGCAGCAGCCGCCGCUGGCCGCCAUUCAGAUGGCCCGGCACAUUGAGCUGAUGGCUCAGGCCCAGCAGAACCAGCAGAACUACCGAGUCAACGUGAACGGCCUGCCCAUCAGCCCGCAGCAGCAGCCGCAGCGCACGGUCGGACCCAUGCAAGCGGCCAUGCAGAUGGUACCAGGGCCCCGGGCCCCGCAGGCGAUGCAACCCAACAUAGCCCCAGGACAGUGGCCUGGAGCCGGCGGCCAGAUGCAGGCGGCACAGCCUCAGCAACCAGGCCUGGCUCCCGGUCAGUCCCCGCAACAGGCCCUGACCAUGCAGAGAGCCAUGAUGCCCCUAGGGCAGCAGCCCCCACAGCAGGCCCCGAGGAUGCUGGUUCCUCAGCAGCCCGGUGUCCGGCCACAAACCCCGCAGAGACCCGGCAACAUCGCGCCCAACGCCCUCCAGGACCUCCUCCGCACGCUCAAGUCUCCCAGCUCCCCCCAGCAGCAGCAGCAGGUCCUCAACAUCCUCAAGUCCAACCCCCAGCUCAUGGCGGCUUUCAUCAAGCAGAGAACGGCCAAGUACCACGCCAACCAGCCCCUGCAGCCACAGCCAGUGGGGCAGCAGCAGCAGCCGCAGCCGACAGGCUUACCGGCCCUGCAGGCCCUGGCCAUGCAGGGAGUGGCGGUGCAAAGGCCUGGAAUGCCCCUGCAACAAUCACAGCAGCCCGCAAACCCAGGCAUGACUGCAUUGGGCCCCCAGGGGCCGCUGAUAAACCCUGCUCACAACUCCAACGCGCAGAUCCAGGAGCACUACCGUCGGCAGCUUUUAAGGCAGCAGCAGCAGCAGCAGCAGCAGCAGCAGGGAGUGAUGCCUCAAGGCCACCCUGGCCAGUUCCCCCCGCAAGCCCAGGGCACGGCAGCCCCCUACUCCCAGCUCCGCAUCCAGCAGCAGCAGCAGCAGCAGCUGGCCAUGCAGACAGGUUCAGGAGCAACCACGGGAGCCAUGGGCCAGCUCCCUCCCAUGGCUCAGAUCGGUCAGGCCGGCAUCGGGAUGGACUCCACCCAGAACUUGCUCCAUCAGCGCCUGCUCCAGCAGCAGCAACAGCAGCAGCAGCUCCCCCAGCAGCAACAAGCCGUCCUCAAGCAGCAGAUGGGCUCACCGAGCGCCAUGAGCCCCCAGUCACACCUGCAGCCCCAGGGCGGCGCCCACCUGCCCGGGCCGCCCGCCCUGGCCAACGCGCUCGGUAACCAGGUUCGAUCCCCGGUGUCCGCCCAGUCCCCUUGUCCCGCCUCGCAACAGCCACCGCUACAUUCCAGCCCCCUGCAGCAGCCCCAGCCCUCCCCCCAACACACGGGGUCCCCCCGGCCGGGCCUCGGAGGGCCCCUGGAGCCGGGACACGUGGGGGCCCCGGAGCAGAGCGCCAUGCUGCCGCAGCUCAACACCCCCGCCAGGGGGGGGCUCGGCGGGGACUUGGGGUCGGGGGGAGACGCUACCGGGGACACUUUGGAGAAGUUUGUGGAGGGGUUGUAGCAGCACCGAGUUGUGUGCCAUGUGUUCCCCGUCCUGCACCCCCGGACUCUCCGUCUGUCAGAGGGCUCUGUUCGUCUUUCUAAAGUUGAGAACUCUUUUUGUACUGACGUGUAAAAAGUUUAAACAGUUGUACACGGGAUCAGUUGGGGGGUGGGGGGGGGGGGGGGAGAUGAUGAGGAACCAAUGUCAACAUUUCUUAAAAUGGUGAGGGAUUUGCAAAUGGGGUUCUUAAAGUCAGUUGAAUCACAAAGAAUAUAUAUAUAUAUUUUUGGUUGAGACCAAAUGUGCUCGAUAUUAGUUCUAUUUUGGUUUUGUUUUGGUAUGCUUUCAUGCCUUUCUCAUUAAUUUUUUUUAAGAAGAAAAAAUGCGAAAACUGCAAUUAAUGUUAUUCAUACAUUUUUAUUUUGUACCUUUUGGGAAAAAAAAGUCUACCGUUUUUGUGUUUAAAACUGUUGAAUGAUUUGUUUUUGUUAUGGGCCAGGUUCUCUUUAAACUCAUUCCUGGUCAUUGCAGCCUUGUGUCUCUAGCUCUAUGACGGACGACGCGUGGUGCAGGAAGGAAGAAUUCCCCCUUUUCUUGUUGUGUCUGAGCAGCACUCGCUCAUCAUACUGAAAUAGGAAACGGACAAAGUCAGUUUAUUUUUUUUGUUACACGAGGACAUGUAUGCAGGCGCACAUGAUGACACUGACGCAGACUCAAAGCCCCGACUUGGUGAUGCCACUUCGCAAGCUGAAAACAAACUGAUUGUCGUCGGCAGCUUGGGGAGAAGAUCAUUCAUUGUGUGGGUGAACAUGAUUGCUUUAAUGUGGGGGCGUGGGGGGGAACGUGCGUUGUUUUGUUUUUUUUGUCACUAAAAUGUAAAUUGUAAAGAGCUCGAAAAAAAGACCAGGCCUCUAAGCUGAGAUGGAAUGGCUGUUUGACAGUGUCCCGAUUAGUUAUCACACCAAGAUGUGAGCGGGUUUGGAGAUGAACGCGGACAACCGGAAAGUUAUCAACCCUUAUUCCUCUCCCACGAAAAACUUGAAUUGGGGGAUAAUCUUUUUCUCCUAUUGUAAAUCAUGCAAGUUAUUAAGCAAAAUACUAUAAAUAUAAGGAAGAGAGAAUGAAAUCACUGUAUAGACUGGUUAAAGACUCAUUUCUUACUUGUAUACCAUAUUGUUAAAUAAACUGUGCAACAGAAAAAACAA
Molecule: messenger RNA, 9250 nt
Organism: Gadus morhua (Atlantic cod)
Lineage: Eukaryota; Metazoa; Chordata; Actinopteri; Gadiformes; Gadidae
Gene: crebbpa
Product: CREB binding lysine acetyltransferase a
Exons: 30
Coding region: 834-8063 (2409 amino acids)
Biological process (GO): positive regulation of transcription by RNA polymerase II
Cellular component (GO): transcription regulator complex; histone acetyltransferase complex; nucleus
Molecular function (GO): protein binding; transcription coactivator activity; chromatin DNA binding
Source: RefSeq, a predicted model, not a curated record